CGCUACUAAAGACUCGUUUCUGCGUAACCAGCGUGAUUGCACGCUGUAUAAAUUGGCUACCGCUAGAUAUUUUACGAGUAGUAAAUACGCACUAUUUCGUGAAGCGGAUGUGCACGCAGUUUAAAAUUGAAGUUCGGCUGCCGGUAUUGUUCCGCGCAGUGCAAAGCGGUUCAGAAAGAGGAGGACGGAGGCGCCAUUUUGAAACGGAUUGGAAGUGUUCGAGUUGAAAGAAGGAGAAACACGGACAGUGUUACUUGCUUUGUUUGUGUGUUUUACAAUUAAAAAAGAGCGAAACCGUUAUUAAUCUCCACUCAUGUCCGGAGGCGGGGUGAUCCGAGGCCCAGCCGGCAAUAACGACUGCCGAAUCUACGUGGGGAACCUGCCGCCAGACAUCCGCACCAAGGACAUCGAAGACGUGUUUUAUAAGUACGGGGCGAUCCGCGAUAUCGACUUGAAGAAUCGCCGGGGAGGACCGCCCUUCGCCUUCGUGGAGUUUGAGGAUCCCAGAGACGCCGAGGAUGCAGUGUAUGGACGCGAUGGGUACGACUAUGACGGAUACCGCCUCCGAGUUGAAUUUCCUAGGAGCGGCAGGGGCGCUGGAAGAGGCGGCGGUGGAGGAGGAGGGGGUGGUGGUGGUGGGGGGGGAGGAGGAGGGGGCGGUGGCGGUGGUGGAGGUGGAGCACCCCGGGGGAGAUACGGGCCUCCGUCCCGGCGCUCUGAGUACAGAGUCAUUGUUUCAGGACUUCCUCCGAGUGGCAGCUGGCAGGAUCUCAAGGAUCACAUGCGUGAAGCAGGUGAUGUAUGUUAUGCUGACGUUUUCCGAGAUGGGACUGGUGUUGUGGAGUUUGUACGCAAAGAAGACAUGACCUACGCGGUUCGAAAACUGGAUAACACUAAAUUCAGAUCGCAUGAGGGAGAAACCGCGUACAUCCGCGUCAAAGUCGACGGCCCUCGGAGCCCCAGCUACGGAAGAUCUCGCUCCCGGAGCCGAAGUCGCAGCAGGAGCCGAAGCAGAAGCAACAGCCGCAGCCGCAGCUACUCCCCCCGGCGAAGCAGAGGAUCCCCCCGCUACUCUCCCCGCCACAGCCGAUCACGCUCUCGUACUUAAAAUUAGAGAAAACAACCUCCACUGGGUCGAUUUGUAACGGCACACCUCCUUUUUUUUUAACAUUAGAUAAACCAACCCAAACUAUUUUUUUGUUUUGUUUUACUGUUUUAUUAAAGUUUGCUACAGAUUUUGAAUUUGCAUUUCGUUAUUUCAUAGUGGCCCGCUUUUAAUUGGUAAAAAAAAAAAAAAAAAAAUUGCUCCUGAUGUCGACAUACUUUUUUUUUUUAAAAAAAAUUUCCUGUCACUUUUUUUUCUUUCUGUUAAAGUGUAUUUUAACUGAAUGUACAGGCAAGGCAAACAUUUGUUUUCAUGAAUUGAAGACCGUAGUUGUCUUAAAGUUUAUCCGUAAAGUUUAUCCGACACUCAUAAGUAAACCUGUGGUAUUGCUUUGUAUGUUUGUUAAAUAUUCUGGUUUUUUUGGGUGGAAGGAGAGGGGAGUGGGGGGGUUACGAGUUUGUGAGUGAUUAGGAUGUGCAUAACCUGCUUUUGUUUGGAGGGUGGGAAUCUAUUGCAAUAUGUAUUUUAUUUUACCUUUUCAUGUGUCUUUCUAUAGACAUUAUCAGACGAGAAGGAUUAAAGAAUGCAUUGGAAUAAAGGAUUGUGAAGCACAAUUCAUUCAAAUUAGGAUUGUCAGAUUGGAGGAGGAUUUGAGGAGGCGCAGUCAGAUCAAUAAUGGAGGCAAUGGUAUGACACCAAGCGCUGCGGUCACCUUUCAACUUGGCACUAUUGAAUUUCAAAAGAUAAUACAGUGGUACUUGGUUACAUUUGCAUUGAACUGAACCUUUAAAGUACAGUACUGCCUGUUAAGUGUGGUGUGUUUUCCUACAUGUAGUUCUAACUGCUUUGGCAAUUUUAAAGUUACUUGCUUUAUUUUUACCUGUAAUUUCACUUCUCAGUACUGCUAAGCUUGCAUGCCCUCUGUCUGACUGGAUGUAGCAUUGCUUGUGCACCAUAUUGAGCAGUUUUUUGUUUGUAAGUUUUCAUGACCUAUUGUAACCUGUAACCUGUAGCUAGCUCACUCGUGUACAGGGAUGUAAACCCGUUUAUAUCCACAGUACACUAGUGUGUUUUGGUUUUUUUUGUUUUGUUUUUCCUACAACAGACCGAAGAUGGUCCUCUGUGCAAACAGACAGUAAAUACCCUGCAAGCUUAAACAGAAAGUAAUUUGUUUACUGUCUCUGCAGUACCUUGAUAUACACCUCAAAAUGGAACAAGUUUAUGUACCAAUAAGUAGCACAUUUUAAAAAGUAAGUCAGUCUUGAAGUUGAAUAGUGGCCUGAUCUGUUAACACAUUUGCAUUGGAUUGCUGCACCAUUCACUUGCUUUGGGGGCUGAUCAUUGUCUGGCAUCAUGCGUUAAGAGGUGCUUUUUGUUUUAAUUGAUAGCCAGCCAUAUGAUCUCCUCCCCUAACUUAUAUUUUUUAAAGAAAAAAAAACAACGCUGUUUGAUUACAGUACUGAUUCUAACUUGUUGCCUCCUCUUUUUGGUUUUGCUGGUAUUUAAAGGUUUGGAUUGGAGGAGGGGCUCUCCCUGGAUCCCAAUCCUCGGAGCCGGAUCAUUGGAUCAGUUCAUAAUCAGGAUAGGAUAGGGAAGGAUGGAUUCAUGGAGCGGGAUCAAUUUACCGGGAACCGUAGGAGUGGAUUCCCCCAACCAAACCGCAUUUUCAUGGAAUUCAAACCCACCCCUUUUUCAAUUGGCUAUUCUAAAAUCAAAAGCAGUCUCAGUUUACCCCCUCCAUUAUUUUUAUUUCUUUUUUAAUUGGUCAGUUUUGGCACCCCCAAAGAUGCACGGUCAUGGGAUUUUUUUUUUUUUUUUUUUUGGUAAGAGGAGCAAAGCGAGGACCAGGAACCGGGAGCAAUCUCCUUGGAUGGAAUCCGCAUGAGGAGUUUGGUAAAUUUAAAACGGCGGGCAGGGCGGGGUGGGGAAGGGAGAAAGUGGGAGGGAUGGGCUUUUGAUUAGUUCAAGUAAAAUUUUUUUUUUUACAUUUUAUUUUUUCUUCAAUUAGUUUCCACCAUUAUUUUAAACCUAACUGGUGAAACAGGUCUUCUAUUGGCGUAAAACGAGGCGUAAUUUGUAGUGUUGAUUUAAUUUCAGAAUAAAACUCUUGAAAGAAAA
Messenger RNA from Acipenser ruthenus (sterlet), 3223 nucleotides. RefSeq names its product serine/arginine-rich splicing factor 1. The transcript is spliced from 4 exons. The record is from RefSeq and is a predicted model, not a curated record. Bases 314 to 1108 code for a protein of 264 amino acids. NCBI's taxonomy places the organism in Eukaryota, Metazoa, Chordata, Actinopteri, Acipenseriformes, Acipenseridae. Gene Ontology annotation, cellular component: nucleus; cytoplasm; ribonucleoprotein complex. Gene Ontology annotation, molecular function: mRNA binding.